UUUAUAAGAACAAACAUUAAGCAUGCCUCGACGAGGAUCUAUAUUAGAUUCUAGGAGUGACAGGUCCACAUCAAGGAGUGACAGGUCCACUUCAUCCAAAUCAUUUCAAACUACAUCAAGGCAUAAUAACAAAGGAUCCACAUUUCAUCAACCUGUGUAUCAGAAUGCAAAUGAGUAUUAUAUACCUACUUUGGGGAGUACACAUCCUCCUCAACGUGAUUAUGGGAGGGUUGAUGCAUAUCAAUAUUGUGAGGGCUUUCGUUUCCAAGAUUUGCUUCAAACUCAAGGAGGUUUCCCUCGAGAUAACCAAUUUGUUUAUGGAGGACAUAAUUUGUAUAGGAGUUAUGAGAGAGUUAAUGGUGAUGAUGAUGAUGUGAACGUUAGAGAUGAAGACGAGGGAGACGAUAGUAAUGAGAGAGGUGUAUGUGAUGAGGAUCAAGAUGGUGUUCCAUCAUAUCAUGGUUCAACAUGUUCUCCACACAAUUAUGAUCAAAGUGUUAAAAGGAAGGGUUUUGACACGCCAAUAGAUCCAAUAACAAGAAAAAAAGAGCUUUGUUUGUAUGGAACAACAGAGUUCAAUAACGCAUCGUGUGGGCGUGCAAUCGGAGAUAUUUUGAGGUCCAAUUUUAAGGGAGCAUGGCACUCUUGGGAAAAAGUAGAUUCAAUGUGCAGGGAUGAACUGUUUAAAGAGUUUAAGCAAGAGGAAGCUGGUGGAAAAGAACCUCCAUGGGAUGAUGUCUUUUCAGCUUUGCAUCAAAGUACUAAGCAGUCUGGUGGCUUCGUCGACAACAAGUCGAAAAAAGUGGUUGAAAAUUAUAAAAUGGAGAUGAUUUCAAAGUAUGGAAGUAAUCGGGAAAAUCAUCCUUCAUUUGAUGGAGCAGCUUGGUGUGUGGCUUCAGGAGGAGUUACAAAGGGUAGGGUAUAUGGUGCACCUCGUAUGCCAAAAUCUAUAGUUAGUCCAAGCUCUUCAUCACAUUCCUACUCAGUGGAGUCAUCAUAUCCCAGUUCAUCGUAUCGAGCAUUGCAAAAGGAGAUAAAGGAUAAAGAAGAGGAGAUAAAGAAAAAAGAUGAAUUUAUUCUUGAAAUGAAACGACAGAUGGAUUCCAUGAAAGAAUAUCUUGUGAACAAUCUUGGAUACAAUGAUGGGACAUCAAAUAUUGAUCAAGGUAUGCCACCAUCUUUGACUCCAGCAAUAUCGCCACCUAUGGCUCCUCAGAUAAUGACAUCUAUGGGACCCACAUCUCAACCAAUUUUUCGACCUACACCUCGACCUUUAUAUCCUGAUCAAUCUUGUAUCGAUCCACAAUAUCAUGGUUCGUCUUCGCAACCGGCACCAUGAUUGUAUCUUUUGUUGUUUUUUUUAUUGUAUUUGAACU
Molecule: messenger RNA, 1376 nt
Organism: Populus euphratica (Euphrates poplar)
Lineage: Eukaryota; Viridiplantae; Streptophyta; Magnoliopsida; Malpighiales; Salicaceae
Exons: 5
Coding region: 23-1339 (438 amino acids)
Source: RefSeq, a predicted model, not a curated record